AUGGCCACACAAACAUUCGAGACCAACGGCGUUCGAAUCGCCGUUGAGGGAUGCGGCCACGGCACCCUCAACGCCAUCUACGCCGCCGUCGAGGCCUCCUGCACGGCCCGCGGCUGGGACGGCGUCGACCUCCUCAUCAUCGGCGGCGACUUCCAAGCCGCCCGCAACGCCGCCGACCUAACCGUCAUGUCCGUCCCCGCCAAGUACCGCGAGCUCGGCGAUUUCUGGGAGUACUACGCCGGCCACCGCACCGCGCCGUACCUGACCGUCUUCGCGGGCGGCAACCACGAGGCUGCCAGCCACAUGUGGGAGCUCUUCUACGGCGGCUGGGCCGCGCCCAACAUUUACUACCUCGGCGCCGCCAACGUCCUGCGGCUGGGCCCGCUGCGCAUCGCGGGCAUGAGUGGCAUCUGGAAGGGCUUCGACUACCGAAAGGGCCACCACGAGAGGUUGCCCAUGGGCCCGGACGAGAUCAAGAGCUUCUAUCACGUCAGGGAGGUGGAUGUGAGGAAGUUGUUGCUGCUGAGGGAGCAGGUUGACGUCGGUAUCAGCCACGACUGGCCAAGGGCUAUUGAGAGGUGGGGUGACGAGAAGGCGUUGUGGAGGAUGAAGCCGGAUUUUGAGAGGGAGUCCAUGGAUGGUACGCUGGGCAACGUUGCGGCGGAGUAUGUUUGCGAUCGGCUUAGGCCACCGUAUUGGUUCUCCGCGCAUUUGCACUGCAAGUUUGCGGCGUUGAAGAUCUACAAGGAUGAGGAGGCGACUACGAAGGAGGCAGCAGAGGGAGCCACGGCGCCAGCUACGGCUCCGGCUACGGCACACGAGUCGGUUCAAGCACCGGAUAACCCAGACGAGAUCGACCUGGACGGGGACGAAGAGAUCACGGACGCUUCUGCCCUUCCGGCGCCAGCACAAUCGAACCCCAACGAAAUCGAUCUCGACGACGAUGACGACGACGAGCAGCCUACCGCACCUAAGCAAACACAGGCCAGCAAAGAAGAAGCAGCCCCCAAUACCAAAACCUCGGUGCCCGAAGACAUCCGCGCCCAACUCCCCGCCUCCUUCGCCAGGCCCCAACCUCAGCCGAAGAGGACACCAGGCCAGCCCGUCCCGCCGACAAUCACAAACAAGCAGGUCAACUUCCUCGCUCUCGACAAGUGCCUCCCCCGCCGCCACUUCCUCCAGCUCCUCGAAGCGCGCCCCCACAACAUCCUCCCCGCCGACCAACCGGCCCCGACGCGGCCCUUCCGCCUGCAGUACGACCCGGAAUGGCUCGCCAUCACGCGCGUCUUCCACCCCACGCUCGUCAUCGGCGACGACGCGGCGUCGAGCCACCCGAGCCCGGACCUGGGCGAGGAGCACUACGCGCCGCUCAUCGACGCCGAGCGCCUAUGGGUCGAGGAAAACAUUGUCAAUAAGGACAGGCUCGACGUCCCGCUCAACUUUGAGAUCACGGCGCCGGCCCAUGUGGAGGGCGAGCCCGAGUCUGUGUCGCAGCAGCCGUUUGAGUAUACCAACCCGCAGACGUCGGCGUACUGCGCGCUCCUGGAGGUUGGGAACCUGUGGGAUGCUAGCGAGGAGGAGAGGAUGGAGAGGAAGGCGAGGGGCCCGCCGGCUGGGGAGUUCCGGGGACACCGUGGCGGUGGUCGGGGCUUUCAUAGAGGUGGUGGACGCGGUGGUGGACGUGGUGGUAGGGGCCGGGGUAGGGGCCGUGGCAGAGGCAGAGGUUGGAACUGA
Colletotrichum phormii is the source of this 1734-nucleotide messenger RNA. RefSeq names its product lariat debranching enzyme, C-terminal domain-containing protein. The transcript has 2 exons. Gene Ontology annotation, cellular component: nucleus. Gene Ontology annotation, molecular function: RNA lariat debranching enzyme activity. The coding region runs from base 1 to 1734 and encodes 577 amino acids. Gene Ontology annotation, biological process: mRNA splicing, via spliceosome. NCBI's taxonomy places the organism in Eukaryota, Fungi, Ascomycota, Sordariomycetes, Glomerellales, Glomerellaceae. The record is from RefSeq and is a predicted model, not a curated record.